Messenger RNA from Belonocnema kinseyi, 1897 nucleotides. It is a transcript of the gene Rrp42, whose product is annotated as exosome complex exonuclease RRP42. The record is from RefSeq and is a predicted model, not a curated record. Bases 121 to 1329 code for a protein of 402 amino acids. Gene Ontology annotation, cellular component: nuclear exosome (RNase complex); cytoplasmic exosome (RNase complex). Gene Ontology annotation, biological process: U1 snRNA 3'-end processing; TRAMP-dependent tRNA surveillance pathway; U4 snRNA 3'-end processing. NCBI's taxonomy places the organism in Eukaryota, Metazoa, Arthropoda, Insecta, Hymenoptera, Cynipidae. The transcript is spliced from 9 exons.
AUGACGUAACAGACGAUACAUAACCUAGAAGGUUCUAAAUAAUUUUGUUCCUGUCUGCUAAAAAAACAGAAAUCUGAAUAUCUUUUUCUUCCCGUUCUAGUCGUGAAUAAAGAAAUCACCAUGAGUGAACCAACAACAACGAAAGAAGCAUGUGAUGCGGCAACAGAAUCCGCCACCGGUGGCGUAAUUCCCAUGUCCAUCACGGGCCGAAUGGCCGAUGAAAGGGAAAGAUGUAUCGGCAUGUCCGCAGAAGAACGUGCUUGGCGUGCACAAUGGUGCAAAGAUCAAAUUUUAGAACAUGAUGAGCCCACAAUCCCCGAGGGUUAUUACGAAGCUAGAUACAAUCCAAUUCGGCGAUUUUACAGAGCACCUAUGGACAAAUUGGAAAGGGCUCUCACCCCAAAACUGGGUCUUGAGAUGGCUGAAACGAUUCGUCACUGUGCAGCUAAAACUGCUAUUGGCAUUGGACUCGUUUACCUCACUUUUUACUACUUCAAAUACAAUUCAGCGACGAAUUCUAGACUUGAUGGCCGGUCACGAUUGGAGUACCGAAUGAUUGAAAUAGAAUCGAAAUUAAUGGAACAGGUGAAUGGAUCUGCUCGUGUUCGCCUAGGAAAUAGUGAUAUUAUGGCUGGAGUAAAAUUGGAAAUAGAUGCACCAUUUCCUGAUAGUCCUUUUGAAGGAAAACUUGAAUUUUUCGUCGACUGCUCAGCUAAUGCGACACCAGAGUUUGAAGGAAAAGGAGGAGACGACAUAGCAAAUGAAAUUAGCCAUGUUCUUUCACGAACCUACCAGUCUCCUCAAACUUUUGAUUUGAGAUCACUCUCCAUUUUGCCCCACAAAAAAUGUUGGAAAAUGUUUGUCGAUAUAUUGAUUCUUCAAUGUGGCGGAAAUUUGUUUGACGCUGUCGGUGUUGCUGUUAAGGCAGCUUUGAAUAGCACAGAAAUUCCUAAAGUAACUUCAGCAACAGUUGAUGGUGCAGAAGCCGAUAUUCAUUUAUCGGAUGAUAUUUACGACUGCACCAAAUUAGACGUUACAAAUUUUCCGCUAUUUGUAACAGUCUGUAAGAUCGGAGAUCACUGUAUAGUUGAUCCUACAUCUGAAGAAGAAAUGUGCAGUGCUGCAAGUUUGGUGAUUUCUGUAAUGCCGAACGGAAAAAUAACAUCUACUGUCAAAAAAGGAUACGGGAGUCUUCUUCCAGCUACUUUAAUGAAAACAAUAGAGAUAGGUACAAGAGUGGGAAUUCAACUCAACAACGCGGUUGUGAAACAAUUAAAAAGAGAAGAGGAACUUGGACCUAAGAAGCCUAUUUAUGGAUUUCUCAGAUAAUUUUUAAUACUAUUGUAUGUCCUGGAUUACAAAUUGAUUUCACGGAUUACAAUUAGAAUACUUUAGCUUAAAACUGGACUAUAUACCCUGGAUUAUAAAUGGAUUACUCAGCAACACUGGCAUCUGAAUUAUAGUAUAUUGACGUGGAUAAUAGGGGAUUAAACUUAAUUAUGUUGGAUUAAACUGGAUCGUAUUGGAUUAUUAUUGAUUAUAGUGGAUUAUGGAAGAUAAACGGGAUUAUAGUGGAUUAAACUGGAUUGAAUUGGAUUAUUAUUGAUUAUAGUGGAUUAUGGAAGAUCAACGGGAUUAUAGUGCAUUAAACUGGUUUGUUGUCGAUUCCAGUGGAUUUUGUCGAUUAAACUGGAUUGUGGUGGAUAAACGGGAUGAUAUCGAAUUAAUGUGGAUUAUAGGGGAUUAAACUUUAUUAUAUUGGAUUAAACUGGAUUAUAGUGGAUUAAACUGGAUUGUAUUGGAUUAUUGUUGAUUAUAGUGGAUUAAGAAAGAUAAAUGGGAUUAUAGUGGAUUAAACAGUAUUGUUGUGAAUUAAACUGGAUGAUAGUGGAUUAAA